AAGCCCAACAACAACUCGACAAGACCACAGCCGACAAAGCCAUUCGCGAGCAGGAUACCCUCGCUCCCGCAGCCAAUCCCGUCCAAGCGGUAGCCACACCCUACCCGCACGUUAUAGUCGCGAGCGACCCAACCAGCCACGCUUCCCCUCCUCCUCGUCCUCAUCUUCCUCCUCCUCCUCCCCCCUGACCGUGCUCGACCGCAACACAGCCCUCCCGGGAGAGGGUUGCUUACUUCUCCAUCUACCUUGCUUCUCUCUCGGCGUUUCCGGCCAAACCCACCUAACUAUCCAUCAACCCACCUCUCCUAAGACACCGCGCGACAAGAUGUCCGGGGUCGACUCGCCCGAGAUCCUGGCGGCGUACGACGCGGUGCGGUCGGACAAGGACACGACGAACUGGCUGCUGCUGUCGUACGCCGGGGCGGUGGGUGACAAGGUGACGCUGACGGGGACGGGGACGGGCGGGCUCGCGGAGCUGGCGGGGCGGCUCGACGACGGGCAGGCGCAGUACGGGUACGCGCGGGUGGAGUACGCCAACGACACGGAGAGCACGCGGGUCAAGUUCGUGCUCGUCAUCUGGAUCGGCGAGGGCACCAAGGUGAUGCGCAAGGCGCGGGUCUCGAUCGAGAGCGGCAGCGUCAAGCGCGUGCUCGCGCACCAUAGCAUCUCGAUCGACGCGCGCGACCGCGCCGACCUCGACGAGAAGGAAAUCGUCGCGCGGCUGCGGCGGGCCGGCGGCGCCGACUACAACGGCGGGCGGGGAUGACGGACAAGAAAUCGAGAAAUGAUAAGAAAUACCAGGACGAGGAAGGGCGGGA
Durotheca rogersii is the source of this 818-nucleotide messenger RNA. RefSeq names its product actin depolymerizing protein. The record is from RefSeq and is a predicted model, not a curated record. Gene Ontology annotation, molecular function: actin filament binding. Gene Ontology annotation, cellular component: cortical actin cytoskeleton; plasma membrane; site of polarized growth. Bases 326 to 766 code for a protein of 146 amino acids. Gene Ontology annotation, biological process: regulation of actin filament polymerization. The transcript has a single exon. Lineage: Eukaryota; Fungi; Ascomycota; Sordariomycetes; Xylariales; Xylariaceae.